AUGGCAUAUCUUCAUCCUACUGACCCUUCACUCCCUCUAGGGUCUACCGUUACACAAGCAACACCUACCCAUCCUAUUCCUAUUCCUACUGAUGUGCCAGAAAUAAGUAUCGGCCUCCAUGGAGCAGUCAUGGAGGAUGAGGGGAUGAGGAAGAAGCAAGCCCGUGACAAAGCAUGGGGCCAUUACUCGAACCUUCAAGUCAAGAUGCAUAGGUUCCCUCCAUCCCUGUGGGAGUUCUGUCAAGGACGCAGCUUUAUUGUCCCAAAGAUGGUGGCUAUAGGCCCUUACCACCGGCACCUCCCUGAGCUGCAAGCCAUGGAGGCGGUCAAGAAGACGGCACCACUCUUCUUCUGCCAGGGCGCCCCCAUGAAGGCGUACGAGGAUCGGGUCGCCUUCGUUGCAGACGCCGCUCGAAGCUGCUACGACGCUGAGUCGCUCGAGGGCCUCAGCGACACUGCUUUUGCGUCCAUGAUGUUCCAUGAUGCUUGCUUCUUGCUGGCGACCAUGCUUGCUAUGACGGUGCCCGAAGAAGCGUGCAAUCUGCCGUUCCUAUGCUUGGCCGCCGGCAACGCACCUGUUGUCGUGACAGACAUGUUUCUGCUAGAGAACCAGAUCCCAUGGGUGGUGCUCAAGGCCCUCAUGAGGUUAAGAAACAUGGGCUUGCCUGACUUGAGCGCGUUCCUUGCCAUGAUGGGAAUGAAUGUCCAAUCCCGCAUUGAUCGCGAGGCAAGGCCCUUGGAGAUCGGAGAGUACGACCCACCACAUCUUCUUGGCCUCUUCCGUUUCUACCAAUCUGGCAACGUUAGGGGCAGGCAACCUGAGAAACAGCUCGCACAGGAAGCGCUGCUCGAAUUGGACGUACUGGACAUGACCGGUGGGUGGCUUUCGGGAAAAAUAGAUACCGGAGGACCGGCGACGACCACUACGGGAAGACGGACUCGAAUUAUUGCAAGGGCUGACGCAGGGAAGCCGACCGGUGCUGCGCCGGCCACUAUGACGCUGGAGAGGUUGCCGCUAGGUACAAGCGCCAUCGAACUCGCCGAAAUCGGCGUCAAGCUGACCCUCAGCAAGACGUCAGAGUUCACGGACAUAGGAGUCACGGAAGGCCCCCUCUUCCGCAAGAUCUUCCUGCCGUCACUGCGCCUCAAUGAGAACACCGCAUGCUGGCUCCUCAACAUGGCGGCUUUCGAGACAAUCACUGCUUUACUCGAUCGUGACUACAUUGUCAGCUCCUACCUGGCCCUCUUCGCCAUGUUCAUGGACCGAGAAGAAGACGUGCACGAGCUCCGAGCUAAGCGUCUUAUCCACGGCGAGUUCACCGACAAGCAGACCCUCGACUUCUUCAAGGGCCGCCAUGCCGGCAAUCUGCACGCAGGGGAUGACUUCUACCGCAUCUUACGACGGCUCGAGAGGUACAAGCAAAGAUGGUGGAUGUGGAUCGCCAUCCAUAGGUUCGUCUAUAACAAUGUCAAGAUCAUCAUCGCGGUGCUCUCCAUCAUCGGCGUGCUCGUCGGGAUCUUCAAAACAAUACUUCCCCUCAAGCAACACUAG
Molecule: messenger RNA, 1551 nt
Organism: Triticum turgidum subsp. durum (durum wheat)
Lineage: Eukaryota; Viridiplantae; Streptophyta; Magnoliopsida; Poales; Poaceae
Source: the annotation of a GenBank genome assembly